Xyrichtys novacula (pearly razorfish) is the source of this 4127-nucleotide messenger RNA. The record is from the annotation of a GenBank genome assembly. Lineage: Eukaryota; Metazoa; Chordata; Actinopteri; Labriformes; Labridae.
ACUUCCGCGUUGGGUCAGGCGCUGGUCACGUGGACAAGAGCAGCAGUCAUAUGACGCUCUGGGUUUCCUUGUACAAACGGAGCUCCUGUUCGGGGAAGUUUGAUACAAAAAGCCUCGAGUUUCUCCGUGAGCGUUGUCUUGUAGUGAGGGAUUUGUCUUUGUUAGGAGUGACUGUUUUUCAGUGAUGUUCUCUGGCAGUUUGUUGUUGUGCUUGCUGGCCCUGUUUCACCAUGGCUCAUGGGCUCAGUACGCUCCUGAUGAAGUCACGCACCUUCCUGGUAUGAAGUUUAAGCCAAACUAUCGACAAUGGUCAGGAUACCUGCAAGCUCGACCGGGGAAGUUUCUUCAUUACUGGUAAGAAACUUGCUGAAGCUUUUCAAUAGGUAUUAUCGCAAUGUAGAGGGCAUCAGUAAGACCAGAGUUUGUUGUUUUCCCGGGGCUUAUAUCGACCAUGAAGGGCUUGACAGUAUGAAGUGUGUUCAACUCUCCUGUUGUCAUUGUUUUUGAUUUGUGUGCCACCGGUUUGGCGACAUUUGUGGCACUUGUGACCCUUUUAAGAAGUGCAUUACUGAACCCUGGUCCUGAUCCCCUGCAGGUUUGUCACUUCUCAGAGGGACCCAGUCAAAGACCCUCUGGUGCUCUGGCUGAACGGUGGACCAGGCUGUAGCUCACUGGAUGGUUUCUUGUCAGAAAAUGGACCAUUUCAUGUAAGCAUGUGAGCUUUUUCUGAAUCACUGCACAUAUGCUCACUAAAAGUCAAUUUGAUAGGAAUUGUUGAGGUGACUUUGCAGGUGAACGAUGAUGGGGCCACUCUGUAUGAGAAUAACUUCAGCUGGAACAAGAUUGCUAAUAUACUGUACCUAGAAUCCCCAGCAGGAGUGGGAUAUUCCUACUCUGAUGACCAAAAGUAUGCAACUGAUGACGACCAGGUGAGUUCAGUAACUGGCUUUGACAACUGAAGAAGAGCUUUAAACAUUACUUAAAUGUAACUUUUUGCCGUCUUAGGUUGCUGAUGACAACUACAAAGCCUUGCAGAGUUUCUUUACCAAGUUCCCAAAUUUCACUCAAAACGAGUUCUUCAUCUUUGGAGAAAGUUAUGGUGGCAUUUAUGCACCAACCCUUAGCCUGAGGGUGGCUACUGGAGCUGCCAAAAUCAACUUCAAGGUGAGCCAACUUCUCUUGUGCUUUAGAUUUGUUUGCUUAUUUUGUUUCCUUGCAGUUUCUUGACUCAGGAUGUUGUUGUUGAGCCCCACAUGCACUUUUACCAAAUUCAGUAAACCGUUUUAUUGGCUUUUGUGUUGACUUAUAACAAACUUCGAAUAUAUAUAUAAUGUGUUUUUAGGGCUUUGGAGUGGGAAAUGGGAUCAGCAGCUUUGCUCUCAAUGACCAAGCUUUGAUUUACUUUGGUUACUACCAUGGUCUCUUUGGAGAAGAGUAAGUAUCUCUUUGUUUGUUUAGAGAUUGUGUUUAGAUAACAGUUUGAUUGGUGAAUGUUAAUCCCUUUGAUUAAUGUAGAACAAUGCAGACAACAUGCAGAUGGUUCUAGUUUUAUUAACAAUAAGAUGCAGAAAUUAAAAAAUGUAAGAUUUGGACAUUUGAAUAGAAAAGCCACAGUUUCUGUAUCACCGGUCAAUUUGGACAAGCACAGAGUCUAAAUGUUUAUUUUAUUGGCCCUUUUUUUGUUCUAGAUAUUUAAUAGACAAAAGAACAUCACAAAUAAGUACUAGCGCACAUGCUGUUAUGUUGUGUUAUCGUACAGAAAUUUAAAGUAUUAACAGUGAGCCAAAGACUUAUGAAUUACUUGUACUUGGGUGACAUACCAUAAAGUAUUGUUUUCUGUGCAGUUUGUGGCGUGACCUGAACACAAACUGCUGUGACAAGGAAGGCUGUAACUUUUCCAACUCCACCUCAGAGACCUGCCAGACACUGGUAAGUCUGAACUACCUUUUUGACACCUGAGCAUUCAGCUAAUGUUACCAGGUGAUUUAUCCAGAUUUUAUUUUGUCCCUGGCUCCCUUUUAGGUGAAUGUGGCCUUUGGCAUUAUCUAUAACAGCGGACUCAAUGAGUACGCGCUGUACUUGGAUUGUGAGGGUGGAAGAAGAUCCCACAAAGGCUAUGAGAGUGCAAUGAGUCUUCUGUUUAGGAACUACAGGAAGCACUCACACAUCAGUAAGGUGAGUGUUCUUGCUGUGCAAAAGGGCUGUUCUAUCUUGUGCCUUUUGUGUUAACUAAAAGACAUUUUGAAUAAAGUUUUCAGAACCAGGCCCCUCUUUCAUGUCACUGAAGGGCGUUCCCCCCUGCCUCAACAGUACAGCUCAGAGGAACUGGCUGAGGAGAGGCGAUGUGAGGAAGGCUUUACACAUUCCAGAUACCCUGCCUCCAUGGGACCUCUGCAGGUUUGUUACAACCAGACACCAUAAAUGUUACAUGAUCUUUAGCUGUAAUAAUAAAUGUCACUUCAUCACCCAAUCAAACUCCUAUUUUUGUUCAGUUUUUGCUAUGCAGAGUUUAGAGAUUCAUGCUCUGACUCAGACAAGUAUACUUCACUUAGAUUUUUAAUGCAAGAAUAAAGUUUUUAAAUCUUAAAAAUGAAUGAAUAACAUUAACCUGUUGGUAGCAUUGUUUAUGUUUUAAUGGCUUUAUGACUUCCCCAAUUUAUCUCUAAACCCGGAAGAAGUACCACAGGUAAGUGCUCAAAUAUGAGGGUUAGAAAAGGUGCCAUGUGGUGCUGAAAAGUAACAAAAGUCUUAUACAUCACACAGAUUUAACAGUGGGAUAACCCUCUCACUAAAGUUAUCAGUGUGUGUUGGGAGUGGGCCAUAGUAGAUCCUGGCCAUGUUUUAGUGUGGACUUAGUGGAACAGCAGAUGUACUCUACCACCUGUAGACCCACUCAACAAUGUUACCAAAAAAAAGCACCAGUUUACUUUAUUAUAAGAAUAGAGGCGCAUAAAGUCAUCAAAUCCCUGACUGUAAGCGUGUGGGUUGAACUUGCAUUGUUUAAAACCAUUGUCAGUCACUAUCUCUGUACCACUGUGUGAACACAGGCAGGAUGUGUUUGACAUGGAGUGGCUGGUCAUAACCUACUUUCUUCUUUGUUGUAGUGAUGAUGUUGGUGAGAAGUACACCACCUUGUACAAAACAGUGAAGGAUGUUUACCUGAAGUUACUCUCUAUGGGCCUGAGAGCGCUCGUCUACAAUGGAGACACUGACAUGGCGUGCAACUUCCUGGGUGAUCAGUGGUUUGUUGAAGACCUUGGCCUGGAGGUAGGGACUUAAACAUAAAAGCUUUGGGGGUUUUUGUUGUUUUUUUGUCCCCCAAACUGCAGCUACAAUUCUUAAUACAACCAAUAUAUAUUUUCAGCCAACCACCAAAUACCAGAGCUGGAUCACUGAUGACCAGAUUGCUGGUUUCUACCAACAGUUUGGAAACAUAACUUUCCUAACAGUCAAGGUAACCACAGUCACAUAAUUUGAAGCAGGUUUUGUUUAACAUUGAUGUAGUGAUAUUAUUGUGACACCCCACUGCCGUUUGUUUUUCAGGGUGCAGGUCACAUGGUUCCCCAGUGGGCCCCGGGUCCAGCUUUUCACAUGUUCCAGUCCUUUAUAACAAAAGGCCCCUACUGAGUCUGGAAACAGACAGCUGUAUGAUGGAUACCUGCACUCAUCACUUAUUAAAUGGUACUUUUUUUUCUCAGGGAAGAUGAUUUUGUAGGUAAAGGGACUUUUAGCACGCAUUCCUGUCAUCUGUGUUGUUGAUAAAGUUACUAGAGUUGGUAAGAAUGUAGGACAUAUUUUUUAUGUGGCCUUUACGCUGAAUCAUAGUGGGUUUUCUUAUUUUAGUCAAUAGCUCAUUUUUAGGGUUCACAGACGACUGGAUGCAGAGAAAUUGAGAUGAUCAUUUUAAAUGUCUGCCCUGUAGGCAGUUUCACUUCAUGCUCUUUUGGGGGACUGUUGUCCUGUUCUUAUUCCCAGAAAACUGCAGAUAACUGUUAAGCUCUGAUCAGCCUCAAAAACACCUCAAUUGCCUUUUUUUGCUUGUGUGAGAUUGAAGUGGGGAACGUUAAGUGUCUUUUCUUUUACUCUGACACUUCAAUAGGGAGAAAAUAAAACUGUUUAAAAACUCA